CCAAAACGCGCGGCUGGGCACAGCCCGAUGUCGGUGACGCCCCACCAGGUGCGCCAACUCAUCGAGGGGUUGGAGGCCUCGCAGGGCGGGCUACUUCGCUCUCACGCGGCCGAUGAACUCGCAGCGCUCAAGAAAGAGCUCAGGGCCGAUGUGCCGCCAGCGACCUACGGCAACGUGCGGCAGCGCCUGCUUGACAUGAUCAACAACGUGCCCGAUGGGGGGGCGCGCGCCGACCUCUACGACAAGCUGACGGCGGACCGGGGGCUCGAAGCCAGCUUCACCCCGCCCCUCGCGGCGGACUUGCCCAUCGUGAAGCCGAAGGUGGUGCGGCGCCCCGCCGGGAGCGCGCCCCCACCCGCCAAGUACGCCAUCCAGGCCAGUCAGCAGCUCGAGCUCGACGUCACGGGGCUUUACAUCACGGACACGGUGAAGUCCGACAUCGAGGUCUCCCUCGAGCUCCCUCUCCCCGACACGCUGGACGUGAAGGUCGAGAGCGUGGACGGCCCCGACAUCCGCAUUAAGUACCUGCACGAGCCGUGGGCGUCGCUCGCUCAGCAGCAAAAGCUUCCCUACUCGGUCGAGGGUGGCGUCCUCGUCGCAGAGCCCCCGCCCUCUCCGGAGGGUUUCGCCUCUCGGCUGCAGGAGGGCGACUUGGCGCACGUGCGGCUCCGGGAGGGCUGGUACUGCGCCAAGGUGCAGGGAGCGGCGGGGGCGGGCGGCUCUAUCACGGUGACGCUGGCCACCUCCAUUACGGGGCCGCCCGAACAGCGCACCUUCCGCUUCGCAUUGCCAGAGCGCAUCGUGCGCGACCUUGCUGCUCAAGACGUGCGGCCGAUUUGGGUGCACCCCAAGUCAAUCCGGAAAGCUUGGGACGAAGGCGCGGCGUUCAAGGGCACAAAGGUGCCUUGGGAGAUCGCCCACGUCAAGUCUGCCACGGCCAAGCCACGCGGCGGCCCGCCCAGCGGGGUGCUUUACUUCGACCCCUUCACGGAGGAAUUCACCGCUGAGCAGAAGGAGGUUGCGAUCGGCAAUUGCGCCAACGGCAUCGGCGUGGGUCGCAUCAAUUCGCUUCUCGAGAGGUCGUGCCUCGGCGCGUACUCGCUCGUCGAGGGGCGGCUGCUGCACGGGCGGCCGGUCUGGAAGCACACGGCCGCUGACCGCUGGAUCGCAACCAUCCCGGGCGGCAGCUGGGUGGUGCAGCAGAGCAAGAACGUGGGAGUGAACCACAUUGGCUACCUGAAGCUGCGCGACUCCUCCUCCGCGCUCCCGCACGAGUCGAGCGUGGUCUGGGAAGAGUGUAGCGGCGCUGGCGGCUGGGUGGAGGCUGCGGGCCCGCGCGAGAACUCUCUCCGGGCUGAGGCGCACCGGGCGGCGGAGCAGCGCGACACGGAGGCGGCGGCGCGGCGCGCGCGCGGCAAGGCGGAGGGGGCUGCGACGGCGGCGCGUGAGUCGGAGCAGCGAGCCGCCGGUGCGCAUGCGCCCGAGCUGCGCGCGCACUCGGCAGUGGCAUUGACGCCGAUCGCGCGGCUCAUUUCGGACCGCUCGAAGUUCACGCCAUCGCUCGAUGCCACGUACAGCACUCUCGAGCUCUACAACGCCGCGUGGCCUGACAACACGCCGCCCGCUCAGCGGCACUUUCGUGACCAUUUGCUUGACCUCUUCUGCAAGAGCGGUUACGGCCAGCUCGCGACGGCGCGGAGCGACCGCUCUGUCCAUGUCCCGCAGGCCCGCAACUCGUUUGCGAGCCAGCUGAGCCGCAUUGUGCUGGUUCGCAACCCGCUUCUCGAGAUGGCGUUCACGGCCGGCUUGAAUCUCACCGAGCGGCAGCGAACGACGGGCACCGCCCCUGGCAUGCACAAUCCGGCGAACCCGGACGAGUUCGAGGGGGAGAAGGAGGCGGCGCGCUCGGUGCUCAAGAGCAAGAUGAUGUACGGCGAGCUGGUGGGCUUCGAGAAGGCGAGCAUCAUCCCCACCUUCCACGGCUGCUCGCACGAGGCGGCGGCCGCCAUCUGCGGCUCGGGCAUGAAGAACGGUGUCAACGCCGUCCAGAACGGCAUGUUUUUCGGUGCGGGGCUCUACACCACGCCCACCGCCGAGUACGGGUGCCUCUACGCUCGGACGAUGGCCGACGGUGGGGUCGUGUCGGAGGAGAGCCCGCGGCCGGCCAACUCCAAGGGCGAGCACGUCGUGCUGAUGCAGCUGGCCAACAUCGGCCGCGCGUACGUGGGCACGCGCCACCGCGACUACCCGCAGCACGGCGCCGUCAUCAGCGAGCGGAACCCGGACCAUCGCUCUUUUCUCCACAGCGAUUGCCACCUGCAGCGCGCGGCGGCGGUCGAUCAGGGUGUUCUCCCCGAGAACUACUUCGAGAACGUCACAGCCGGGUAUGACAGCCGGUACUUCAUCUGCAACGAAGUCGUCGGCUACCAGGCGGUCAACCUGCUGGGCCCCACCGGCAAGCGCACCGACCCGACGCUGCCGGCCGCCUACGACGAGCUGAUCCUCAAGGAGAGCAACCAGCUCUGCCCGGUGGCCCUCUUCUACAUCAAGAGCCCUCCCGCUGGCGCCGCCGCCGGCCCGUCCUCAUGAGGUUGUUUAGGCGGGGAGAUCCUCGCCGCGGCCACUAGCGGUCGUCUGAUGUGUCACUGUGUGCGUCACAUAUCGGUCUUGAUAACAAGCACGGUCGAUC
Emiliania huxleyi CCMP1516 is the source of this 2689-nucleotide messenger RNA. RefSeq lists its product as hypothetical. Bases 28 to 2589 code for a protein of 853 amino acids. The transcript has 6 exons. The record is from RefSeq and is a predicted model, not a curated record. NCBI's taxonomy places the organism in Eukaryota, Haptophyta, Isochrysidales, Noelaerhabdaceae.